This is a messenger RNA of Diachasma alloeum, 3510 nucleotides long. It is a transcript of the gene Smg5, whose product is annotated as protein SMG5. Gene Ontology annotation, biological process: nuclear-transcribed mRNA catabolic process, nonsense-mediated decay. The coding region runs from base 325 to 3246 and encodes 973 amino acids. NCBI's taxonomy places the organism in Eukaryota, Metazoa, Arthropoda, Insecta, Hymenoptera, Braconidae. Gene Ontology annotation, molecular function: telomeric repeat DNA binding; telomerase RNA binding; protein binding. The transcript has 7 exons. Gene Ontology annotation, cellular component: telomerase holoenzyme complex. The record is from RefSeq and is a predicted model, not a curated record.
UUUUCAUUCGCCAUACGUAUUCACGCAGUUGCACCUAGUCUAUUCCACAGUGCAUGCGCACAAUAAUCCAGUCAAUGUGCCAUUGAAUAAAAGUGGUCAAAAAAUAGACAGUCGAUUAUAUUUUUAAAAGAAAUAAUUCUACAUGAGAAAGUGGGCACAAGGCCGAAUGUCGUGCUUGACGAAUUUACCGAGACGAAGAUACGCACGUCAGGAGGCAGCGGGCAGAUGAGUAACAAUGUUGAAUACAAGGAGAAGAGUAAAUUGCGUGAAUGGAGAGAUGAGUUGAUACGACGAGGAAAGGUGAAUGUUAAUUGAGAGAAUAAAAUGAAAAGAUCAUACGGUAACUCUGGUGACAAGAGUAAUGAGAGUCUCGAGGCUACGAGACGAUUGUACAGGGGAGCAACAGAUGUUGCGAAGAGACUCGAUGAGCAGAAGAGCUGUGCCCUGACAGCGACUGAUAUUUUUACACCAUCGGGCGAGGUUCUCAGGGCUAAAUUAAAGGAUUAUUGCGAACGACUGAUCCUGAAGGAUCCGGUGAGCCAUGCCAGGAAGAUUGACGAGUUGCUUUGGCGGAGAGGAUUUUAUGAUAUCGUUGCUGCUGCCAAGAAACUUAGAAAGGGAAAUGUCUGGAGUGAUGCGGAAAAAGCACUGCUCUCUACCCAUCUUCACGUGGGCGUUGGAUUCUACCAUCACUUGAUACUCAGAUUACAACAGGAAUGUGGGCUGGAUUUAUCGGGCGUAGUCGACUUUGCAUUUCCUGGGAGGAAAGAUGUCAUCAUCAUUAGAGAAAAAAUGCCUCCAGCAAAGCUGCAAUCAGAGGAAUAUCGUCAAUGUGUCAUGAAAAUAAUUCACAGAAGUUUGAUAUGCCUGGGUGACCUGGCUCGUUACAAAUUAGAUCUAGACCCCAACUGGGAUCCCAUGAUCGCCACGAGAUACUACAAAAUGGCAAUAGCAAUAGACCCAAACAUUGGAAUGCCCCACAAUCAGCUGGGCACAUUGGCAGGCAACAGAAACUACGGAAUCGAGGCCGUUUAUCAUUACUUGAGAUGCAUUCUCUGUUCUGAACCCUUCGAGGGAACUGAGGGCAACCUCAAGAGAGUCAUUUCCACUCAUAUUUAUUAUGACAAGGAAAAAUUACCAUCUCAACGUUGCGCUGCUAGACUGUUUACGUUAUUGCAGAAGUGGGAUAAUGAUUCUUCGAGUAUGGAACGGAUAAAUGAAGAUUGUGAGAAUCUGCUAACCGAGAUGGAAAAUUGCUUAACCCUCGAAAAACCUGAGCCCCAAUCCCGGAAUGCACCGAUGAAAGGCGACACAAUCGACGAAUUCCUCCUGAACAGCAAAACAGAUCAGUGCUCCCAGCUCACCGAAGACGUUGUCUUCAAAAUGGUUGCAAUUUGCCUCAUGUCAAUUUCCAAACUCCAGUCUAAGAACUCACCUCACGUCCAGAGCAUCAUUGCUUUCAUCCUCUCCCUCCUAUCAAAACUGAUCCAAAUCACGAUCAUUCAUCUCCAAGAGUCCAUCAUCGAGACAUCGUUAAUGAAUAGCGAAGGUGUCAGCCUCAUAAUUUCCCCUGAGACCACCGAAAAAAUCGAGAAUAAAGACCUGAACGCAGUCGAUCUCAACGACAAUACGAGACAAUCAUCCCCAACCCAAAAGAAACAAAAUGGAAAUGUCAAUGGAAACCCGAAGAAAUCCCGAGACAAAUCUAAAUAUUUGUUGAGAAAAUUACGAAGACCUAGAAAGAGAAUCAACAGUUCAGACUCAGAUGGGAGUGACAUCGACGGUCCUGGGAUAGGUUCCUCCAGUGAUGAACUAAAUUCCGACAUCUCUGAGACUGAAGAAGAGGACGAGUUGAGCCAGGGGCAGGACGAUCCAUCAGAAGACGAGAUUGAAAAUGACACUUUAAUCAAUGAAAAUGAAGAAUCUGAAGCUCCAAUUAUCGAGAUAAAUUGUCACGAAAAGGACCUAGGGGACGACAAAUGUCUGUCAGAUAAGAAUAAUCCCCAGGUAAACGAAAUUGCUGGAGAAAAUGAGAAGAAUAUCUCCAAUGGAGAUGCCCAGCCCCCAGAUCUGGCAUUCGUUGCUCAACUGAAGAAGCAAAACCUCAACCCCAGGGACCUUUUGGGUAUCUUUUGCAAAGAGGAAUUGCUGCAAUCGAUCAAGAUCUGCUUCGACUGGAUCAAGAGUCAUCCUGAGAUCAUCAAAAUUAUAUCGAGGAGCUCGAGAACACUUUUACACAGGAUUGUGGUUCUGUCGAAUUUAUUGAUGAUUGAUGUUGAUGAACUGAUCGAUUUGAAGAAGGACUCUGGGGUUCUGAGGGAUAAAAGUAAAUUUCGAGGAUAUGUGGGGGUGAUUCCACUGCCUGAGGACAGUGACCUGAAGGGUCUGGACGUGCUGAAAGGUUCACACGAGAAUUUGGACUGGAGGAUUUUGAGGAAUUUCAAUGUCAGCAGGACUGAGCAGGUGCUACUGAGGACUCAGAAGAUUAUUUGCUUCGGAGAGGAUCUGACGAGGGUGGAGGAGGCAGGGGUGACCUUCGAUGAGACACAAAAAGUCUUCUUGUUGGAGGAUCCCAAGGGUCCGGGAGUAAUCGAGGAGGAGCAGAGGGACAGUUGUAAAAAUCAGAAGCAGAAUGGGAAUGAGGAUCAGUCCAGGGGCAAGCUGAUGAGGCACAUGGGGAAACUGUGGUUGAAGGCGGAGGUUAGGGCACUAGAGAGCAGUCUCAGGUCCAAGCUGAUGUCAGCGUAUCUGGUGCCGGACCAUGAGGCUCUUGCCAAGUUCAUGCCCGUGCUGAAGCGGCUCAUGUAUGCGAAGAAGUUUAUUAUUGUGAUCCCAUCUGUUGUUGUUCAAGCAUUGGAUGAGAUGAAACGAACUAGCAGUCAAGCGCGUGAAGCUACUAGAUGGCUAGAGUCCCAACUCCGAAAGGGAUCCAGGUUUCUUCGAGCUCAGAGACCCCACGAACACUUAGCCCUACCUUACAUCAAGGGACCAAAGCCCAAGGACAAAGAGGCCUGGUCAUUCUUUCAGAUCAUCGAGUGCUGCCACUAUCUAACGCAGCAGAGUAAUGUGGGAUUCAGUGCUGGAUCUGGAUCACCUGUUGUUACACUUUUGACAGGGACUAGUGUCGAAGAGAGAAAAUCAUCGAGUUUCAGCAGUGACGGAUUGGCUAAAACUGCUGGAAUAAAUUUGGAACACAUCGAAUCCUUCCACACAAAAUGGAAAACAUCAAGCAAAAGUCAUGGUUGAAGGCAUUCUAUCACCAGUUGAGUGUCCUGGCUACAAUUGACAUAAUCAAGUCGUUGAACAACGACCAAGAGGACUAUGAACAACUGAAUCAUUCGUUGAAAGAUAUCACAAACGAUCUUGAUACAUUGGAGACAACGCAUGGGUUCAGUGGGUUGGAAACCCAAGGGGGAAUUAACCAACGAUUUAUGGUGGAAAUAAUGUUUUGAUUGUUCUGUGUGUGUUUCUCUCUCGAGGAUUUAAUAAAAUAUUUUUUUGAUUCAUGUU